Molecule: messenger RNA, 399 nt
Organism: Colletotrichum orchidophilum
Lineage: Eukaryota; Fungi; Ascomycota; Sordariomycetes; Glomerellales; Glomerellaceae
Exons: 2
Coding region: 1-399 (132 amino acids)
Source: RefSeq, a predicted model, not a curated record
AUGAGACUCAUCAAUAAUAGCGGCAUAAAAUUUCAGGUUUCUGAAGACGACGUAGCCGUCGUUGUUGCCGCCGCCAUACGAGGCUUUACCGACGUGGGCAUUGUCCUCCAUCCAGAGACCCUCUCCCGAUCCGGCCACAAGCUUUUCCUCAUCUUUCCGUCGUCUGCGCCCCCGCGGCCUCUACUUCACACCUGUGCCAAAUCCUGGACACAUCUCCCGCGGCAUUACGCCGAGGCAUUCGCCACCGCAAAGGAUCCCAAAAAGUACGAUUGGGUCAGCUUCGAUAUCGACACCAUCUACCUGGCCCAGCACGACCUGAAAAAUCUCAAUGCUGAAUGGCCGACGGUCCGCAAGCUCAUUAUUCUUGCCAUAGAUUCCGGGCUGUUCUUCCAUACCUAA